AUGACUUCAGACAGAACCCGGCGUCGAGGGCGGACGUUCCAACAACCUGCCCCACACCCCGCGCUUCUGCCCUGUUCCCUGUUCCCUGUGCCUGGCGUGCACAGAGGCGAAAGCGGCCGCACAAAGGCGGCGGGCGAGGAGCUGCGGCACCGCAUCUGCCAGGUGCCACGAAUGCCGGCCCCAUCCAUCAUCCCGCAGCCCUGGGGGCGGGAAGCGGCUCGGCUACCGAACCCUGUAGACGGGUCGGCUUUGUUGGCCGGCUUCAGGCGGGGUGACCUGCUGGAGGUGCCGCGCACCCUCUUCGUCCACUUCGGCAUCUACCUGGGCGAGAACCGCGUCGCCCACCUGAUGCCCGACAUCCUGCCCGCCUUCACCGACGACCGCCGGCAGAUCCAGCGGGUGGUGACCAACAAGCGGCUCAUCCUGGGCGUCAUCACCAAGACGGCCAGCAUCCGCGUGGACACGGUGGAGGACUUCGCGUACGGCGGCAGCAUCCUGGUCAACCACAUGGACCGGCUGUUCAAGGACCAGGUGCUGGGCAGCGAGGAGGCCGCCCGCCGUGCGGAGAAGCUGGUGGGGGCCACGGCCUACAGCCUCCUCUGGAACAACUGCGAGCACUUCGUCACCUACUGCCGCUACGGAGCUCCGGUCAGCUUCCAGACCGACAAGUUCUGUGAGACUGUCAAGAUGAUAAUUCGUGACCAGAGGAGCGUUCUCGCUUCGGUGCUCGUGGGGUUAGCAUCCAUCAUCUGCCUGGGUCUGGCACCCUCCACCGCCCUCCCCACGAUCUUCAUUACCUUCGUUCUGUGGAUGGCUGGCUAACAGCCCGCCUGCGGCUGUCUGUAUAUAGGAUGUACACUGUAUUUAUGAGAGCACAAAUUACUUGCUGGCGUUGUGUAAAGUUACUUAAGCUUGUGUGCUACCUUUAAAUGCGACUCUGUUUAGAACACGGUGCACAAGGUAUAGCUUACUGUGUAAGCCAAGUAAUAGAUUUCCUGAAAAUCUCAGUACGUUCUCACACACCUUUAAAAUAAUGAAAAAGUAGGGGUGCGAUGCAGUUCCGCUGCGUGCCUUUAGCUUUAAGUGAUUCUGCUCAUGCCCUUCAUGUUCUUUUAUCUCCUAGCUGCGUGCCUGGGUGCUACAGCUAUUAAUAAAAGUAGAUGAUGGAGUACCACACAGUGAUGGGUAUUCAGAAUUACUUACCUGUUACUUUGGUAGAUCUUGUUAAUGUUCAGGAGUUACUGGCUCCGUUCCUGAAAUGUCCUUUCGUGAAGAUACAGUUAGGUAAGCUGACUAUUUUUGAUAGCCAAGGAAAAAAAAAAGGGGGGGGGUCUUGCCUGGGUGCUGUACUGCAGUAGCAUAUCUGGCCAGAUUGGCAUGGAGUUCCCUCCUGGGAGAUGGUCACAGGUCUCUCAUUCAUAUCAAUUGCAUAAACAGCAAAAAAUGCAUACUUAGCAAUUUUCUCAUUGGGUUGGUGGUACAGAAAGCCUGUGAUUCGCCAGCGUUUUCUUUGCUGCUGGUAGUGGAGGGUAUGGCUAAUGUAAAGGCUGCAGAGGGCUUCUAGGCAGUGCAGGAGGCAAACAGAUUGCUUUCUGAAAGCUUGUGUCGUGCAGAUGCCGUGGGUUUCUAGUCUCGUAGGGCACAUGGCAUGGAGGCGGAGGAAAAUGAAUGCACAUUUAUUUAGUUCUUUCUUUCCCACAGUAAUUAGAGCUAUGUGGGUGCUGUAAAGUAUCAGGGUUCAUUGGUGUGGUUCCUGUAGCCUCUGUGAAGGAAGAUGUCUUUCUAUGCUCAUCUCUUGCAAAUAAGUAUUCAGUGGCAAAACAGCUAAAAAUGUUCAAUAUCCAGUUUUGCAUCCUUUCUGCUUAUCGAGUCUGUGUAAAGCUGGAUUUGAAAUCAUGUUACCUUGCCAAUGAUUUCAGUACUAGAAGAUACUUUUUUUUUUUUGCGUUUUUUUUUUCUCCUCAGCAGGAGGAGAAUAAUGUAUGCAGAGAUAUUGUUCAGCUUCUGGAAUGUCUUGCUCUACAUGCACUUACAUGUCCACGCAGUAUGCUUGCCUCCCUUUCUAGUCAAAGGCAAGCACGAUGUCUUUACCAAGGAUGCAACCUCAGACUUGCUCCUUUCUGAGUGGUGUUCAGUAUCCUGGUCAGCUCUGCUACUGGAAGGUGCCAUUUUUUUCCCAUUUUUUGAUUAAGACUUAGUUUAGCUACAUUGUAAACCCUUUUCUCCCUCCCUAAACCUCAAGGCUGUUUGAAAAUUGGAUUCUUGAACUGUGAGCCUAAUUGGCUGCUCUCUAAUCAUCUUUCUUCUGGCUGCUUCACUAUAACUGACAAAGAAUGCAAAGACUAGAGUGAAAUUCCAGUCUCAAACAACAGCACUAUUGCUGCUGUCAUCAACUGAGCAGGGAUUUAGCAUAGCUUUCAGUACACUUCCCGUCUGCAGCCCAGCUCCAAAGAAGUUGCAUAUCAAUUACUGUUGGGUCCUUGCAAACAGCUUCUCUUCUCCUUUCAAAGACUGAGAUGCUCCACAUAACUGUGUUUGGUAAACUUUUCAAGUUAAGGUGUUUUUUUAAUUAAUGUGAAUUGCUUUUUUAUAGACUAUGUGUUAGUAAUAUUUACAUAAAUUCCAAUGAGGUUUUUUUAUUUGCUGUGCAUAAGGUAAUGAACUGUAGUCACCAGUCACUAUUGUAACUAUAUAAAUGGAAUUUAUUCAUUUGAAAAUGUCUACUGGCCUCUUGAUAUGGAGUAUAAUGUCAUAGCAUUUCUCUGAUGUGUCCCAUUAGGGCACUGAACGGGCCAUUAACAUGCACUUACAUAGUGUUUGAUUACAGGUGGGCUUUUCUUUCACCCUUUAUUUACUUGGGAUUUAUAAGAAUUCCAGUAAUCCUUAUGAUUCGCUUAUACAAUAAACAGUGGGGUCACGACCAGUAACCAAAUCAUUGAGUAAGAAACACCCAGAUUAACUCACGGCACUGCGCUAGGAUUCUGAUAGGCAUCUGUAUGGAAAAAAUGGAACCAGCCUCUUGCAGAUAUCUAAUAUUAAUAUUAGAGAUUUUCCCUUCAAGUUGUAAAGUUUUAAGAACUUACAGAAUGCUAUGAAAUAGUGCAGACUGUGUGGCUGUAUCCUUACAUCAGAGACAAGUAAUAGCGUAGGUGAAGAAAGAAAUCCAGCUGCGUGGUGAAUUUUUCCUACUGAUGGUAAUUCUAGCAGAGAGACAGAUUUUGUGAAAGUCAGGCACAAGUCAGAUAAGUCAUUCACUAUGGGAAAAAUAAAACUAUCAGGUAUAAAUUCUCAUGUUCAGCUCGGCAGGUGGUGGUUAUGCACUCAAAUAUUUUGUUAAAUGUCAAUGUAAACUUUUUCCUGUAAUGACUUGAGUAAAAAUAAGCACUCGCCCUAGGUUAAGCCUUGCGUUUCAGCCUUGAGCUCAGCCACCAUGCCGCUGAAAUGAAGGAGCUAGCUAUAAAAGAAAAACACUGAAUACUGCGGAGCAGUUCAUCUGUUGGGAAGUUAGUGCGUUUAGAAGUGACAUUGUUCACUGAUGACUGUUAAGUGGUGGUGACAAGGAGCGUAAAUUUAGAGCUGCAGGUCAUUUUAGUGGUGGGGCUGUUCUGGGAAACUGUGUGGUUAAACGUGAAUGUGUAAUGGAGGAGUGUAACCACUGCCCUGCGCCGCUGGGAAAUGCACGUAGUGAGGACAUCAAGUGAAAAGGAGAGAUGUUUCACUUCGGCCUUUCCAAAGAAAACAAAAAUUAAAUGAGCAUUCACGAGGCUCAAGAUGUUUUUAUAAAACCCGUGUUUAAAGCAAGGAAAAAGGUUCCUAAAUGAAGGCAUUAGAACACUGAGUUUUCUGUCUGUAUUUAUUUUAGCUUGGAACAUAACUGAUUACUCAUUUUGUGGGUGAGUAGUCAUCUGUUGCUUGAUUUCACCUUUGGGUCCUCCUGUGCUGAAGGCGAGUGCUACGUAUACCACUGGGCUUUAAAUGCAAACAAAAUCAGCAUUACUUGUUAAAGUCUGAGGGGAUGGAGAAGAGGGAAUUAAACUCGUGUGUGACUUGACGUCAUCCAGACAGGUUUUAGAAAGCAAGCUGCAGCUACGAGAAACACUAGUACUGUGAUCUCCACAAGUGAUAUGGUGCAGCAUUUCUUACUGCAUGUUCUCAUAUUGAAUAGUCACAUGCCACUGAAUGAUACAGAACUGCGUUAGACACUCAUUAAUUAGCACCACCUUUUUCCAUUGAAAUGAAAAAAGUUCUGGGGUGACUCUCGGAACCAUUGACUCCUGGCUUUGAAAUAAUAGCUUGAUCCCUGUAAGCACUUAAUUGUCCUGAAUGGGCUGACUGGUCUGAAAUGAAGAUGCUACAGCUUGCUUGUUGGAGGCCUUUUACUGUAGUGUAUUGGUCUUUCCUGUAAGCCUUACGGAAAUCUUUCAGGAUACUGUGCUUAUAAAACAGAACGUGUCCUCUACUGUAGGAAUAUAAAGUAGUUGAGGGCUGGUUUUUGGAAAAUUUUCUUAAAACUCAGUUCUCUGUUGUAUACUGUGACAUAGCUUCACUUCUGAAGUCACAGGAGCACUUAGGGUGUGAUCCUGAGAACACAGAGACUGUGGGAAAGCGUGAGGCAAUCUUUACGAUUCUUAAAUCAUAGUUACACUGAUUGGAGUAUAGCGGUUCUCUGUGGCAAAACUGAUUUAUGCUUUGCUUCUGUCUCACAGGGUGGAAAACUUUUUGUGAGGUGCCUUGUAGCUUUACUAUUAUUAUUAUUAUUAAUUUUAUUUUUUUGCAUUCCAUAGGCAAAUGUACUCUGUGACUUUCUUUCAUUGAUUAAGCCCAGCCAGAGUUUUAAGGUAUAGGUGUCUUUGUCCAUUUGUUACACAAACUCUUAGGUUCCUUCCUGGCUGAGCAGUGCUAGAGUGGAACAGCAAUAAUAUUUAUAAGGUUUGCCAAAAUGUGAUAGCUACAGCUUUUCCGGAGAGGUGGUGGGCCUCUUCCUAGCACCUUGUCAGACUGCCUCCAGCAGACUCACCAGACUCUGGAUAUGGCUGAGAGGUGGCCACCCUUCACCCUUUUCUAAUUUUAUCUCAUAACUGGGACAGUUGAAGAUUGAAUUAUUUUUUUAUCAAGUUGGGCAGCACCUCUGGCUCCAGGUUAGAAGAAGGAAAUGGCUCCCUCAAUCCACUGUGAGCUGGAUCAGGUUGUGUUGGGGCCCUGCGUAUUUUAGUACUGCUGAGAAAGCUGUUGCUUCUUGUGGUCCGUGGAUGCUAGUGAGGCUGUGAGUGGGAAGCACAUCCCAAGGCUUAAUCAGGAAUUAGAAAGACUAAGACUGGGAUGUUCCUGACUUCAACAAUUGCAGCUAUUCAGGAAACUUUCAGGUAGAAAGAAGGAAGACACCUUCAGGUAAGAACAAAUGUUGGCCACUUUGGUGUAGUAUUCCUUUUGUAUUCAGAUACCUGCUGUACCUAACUAUUGCCUUUAGUUUCUUCUUCUAAUUCUCAUUUAGCUUUUUUUUUUCCACAAAAAUCUUUCCUGUCUGUAACUGGGAGAAUAAAUGUCUUCCUGUCUUCUUGCCUGCUGCAAGACUUGGUUAA
Messenger RNA from Meleagris gallopavo (turkey), 5579 nucleotides. The record is from RefSeq and is a predicted model, not a curated record. NCBI's taxonomy places the organism in Eukaryota, Metazoa, Chordata, Aves, Galliformes, Phasianidae.